AUGAGAGCUUUCCUCACUCUACUUCCUCUCUUUGGCUGCUUAGUUAAUGCUGCUCCUAUUACCACCACUGAAAGUGGUAGUGUCACUUCCACUGUUGUCUCAACAAUAACUACCGUUGACCAUGGUUCUACAUCAACUUAUACUAGUUACUACACCACCAUAAUAAUCACAGAAACGGUCCACAUUGAAGGUGGCACGAGGUAUGUCACCAUGUAUGGUAGUGCCCCUGCCACUUCAGCUGAAUCAACCUCCACCAGCUCCCACUCUUCAAGCUCAGAAUCAGUUUAUUCAACUUCUUCAUCAUCUUCAUCAACAUCAUCAUCAUCGUCGUCGUCGUCGUCGUUAUCAUCAUCAAUAACAACAGCAAGCGCUCCACGGACUACUCUCAUUACCUAUACUGUGAAAUCCAAUGUCAUAACAAGUCCGACUACUACUACCAGCCAGCAAGUAACCACUUCGACCUCGUACGAAACAAUCACUGGAACUAUCCCAAACCUGAUAACUGCAUACAGCACCAGUGCCUCAGAUAGCACCUGUUACUACUACUAUGAUUUCGACGAUUCGACAGACACUGACGACUACAGUACCACCACAAGUACUAGAUAUGUCACUGUCACUCAAGCUUAA
This is a messenger RNA of Saccharomycopsis crataegensis, 627 nucleotides long. RefSeq lists its product as uncharacterized. NCBI's taxonomy places the organism in Eukaryota, Fungi, Ascomycota, Saccharomycetes, Ascoideales, Saccharomycopsidaceae. The coding region runs from base 1 to 627 and encodes 208 amino acids. The record is from RefSeq and is a predicted model, not a curated record. The transcript has a single exon.